AUAAACUUAUUAAAUAGAAAUGUUAUAAGUUUCGAUGAGUUCCAGCGUCGAAUUGGGCGUGGAGGCAGAAGAGGAACUGUUCCACAAUACUAUCAGAGCUAUUUUCGUGUCUUGCCUAUUCUUCUUUGCCUUCUAUACGAGUGCUCAUUUCCUCAUAUCUCAUUUUAAAAGAGAACCAGAAUCAGAGGACUAUUAUUUGCUGGAUUGUGAAACAACAGCAUACGCAUUAUUCCAACUUCAUCAUGAAAAUGAUACACAUCCGCAACAGAUGGGCGCUCCAUCUUCUGGUUGGACUGUUGUUCUCUUGGUCUACAAGAUUCCUUACUACCUGUGCACAUUCUCACUCGCGUGUUCUAUGGCAGCCGUCUGUCUUCUUCCAUUCUCAAUCUUAUCGAAUGAAGUUCUUACAAGGUAUCCAGACAACUACUACCUGCAAUGGCUGAAUAAGAGCGUUGUCUAUGUGCUGUGGAACAGUCUUUUCUUUCUGUGCAACUUAUCACUUUUCCUACUGCUGCCGUUUGCCUACUUUUUCACAGAGAGCCAAGGAUCACCUGCACAUACGCGCACACACUAUUCGCACGCAGCUUCAAUUGCUGCCAAAGUUUAUGAGACGUUUGUAUCUCUGUUCUGGCUCACUGUAAUGGUGGUGGGACUAGUUGUCAUCUUCUGUGCAAUAACCGACUUCGAUUACUACAGUAACACCCCUUCGCCAACAACAACUUCUUCGCCCGCAGUUUUCUCGCCCGACAACGGCAGUGUCCUUUCUGGUAUUGGUAUUGAUCCCUUCAGAAGUGAUCACAUCAUUAAGCAGUCGGCGGCACAUAUCAACAUGGAAACUCAACAACGAAACAACUUGCUCUUAAUAUGGAGUGUGAGUUGGAACUUCAUUCCCCUUCUCUACUCGUGUAUGUCUUUGAUCGGAGCCUGUUUCCACCUGUUCUGCACUCCACUGGGGUUUGCUAAGUUAUUCACAGUACUUGGUAAAGUGUUGACCAAGCCACAGUUUCUACACGAUAUCCAACAGGACAGAGACUCGCUCCAAUUGCAGAGAGACUUGCUGACUAGGAGAAUAGAAGUUGAGCAACAACGCAGUCUACCUGCCCAGGAUGAAAGCAAGAGCGGCAGAAAAGUCACUGAAAGUGGGAAAACGAAACAAACUUUCUUGAGCAGCAGUUUCUCGGGUUUCGACCGACGUCAUUUUAACAGCAGACUCAGAUCAUACUCCGAUUUGAUUGAGGAUUCCGAUGAUGAUUCGCUCAGCAUGCAAAGGGCACAGCCACAGCACUCGAAACUAUCUCAAUCGGGGUCAAUUCAUGGCACUAUUUUAGCUGCCAAUCGAGACGCAAGAUCGACUAAUGCAAUUGGAGGAUAUUCAUCUCAAAGCUCAGUACUGAGCACAUUGCAGUCAGAUCUGAUUGGCGUGGAAGCCGAGUUAGCUGAAGUUGAACGGAAGUUAUCUGUGGCCUUCUGGAGACGCAAUCUGGGAUACCCUCUGAUGCUACUCCUGCUUCUGGCCACAACAUGUCUAUGUGUGUUCUUGGUGGGCAUCAACCUCAUAGCCCUGGCUCUGGGCCAGACUUCUCUCCCGUUUGUUCAAGACAAGCAACAGUCCGCUGGAACUACGACACUGGACAGCGCCAUUCACAGUCUGAGUCUGCGUGGGAGAGGGGGUCUGUUGAGCAGUGUGGGUCUGGGGUGGGUUGGAGUGUGCACUGAGGUAUGCCUCACUUUCUACUUCAUGCUCGCCUCCCUCAUCGGGUUCUACAACCUGCCAUUCCUCAGAACACUCCGUCCAGUAAAGGGAGAUACGGCCUUGCACAUUCUCAUUGUGAACUGUGUGUUGAUUCUGAUCGUGGGAAGUGCACUGCCUCUGGUGAUGCGCACUCUGGGUCUGGUGAGUCUGGACCUGAUCGGGCGAUUCGGAAGACUGACCUGGUUGAACAGUCUGCAGCUGGUGCUCACAUACAAUCUACUGUUCGCGGCGCUCUCAGUGUGGUGUUUGACGCACACGUUCACAGCAGCAGUGAGGGAGGAGCUCUACAUGCGAUAUGUGUUCCUCAAGUGUCAACUAAUGGCUUACUACCAUAGAUGUACACAAUUAUACAGCAGCUACACCAGAUACCAGUACCAUAACAACUCGGAACUGGCACGCAAACUUCUAGCCAGAUUCAUUCGCAAUGCAGCAGCGCCGCCAGAGUAAUCGAAAACCGUUGAAAACUUCAGCAUGAAUGAUUUUGCCAAAAAAGAUGAAUGACAAUUGAGGAUUGUUUUAGAAAUUAUUCCCUAGGUGAUUAGUUUUCUUUUAUAGAUGUAGUAAAAUUAUGCGAUAGUGCAGUAUUCUAAGCAUUCCAACAUUAAAGAGGUGUGUCAAUAAUUUGAAUGGUAUAAAUUUUUUCUGAAUUGAUUUUGAAGUUAUACUGGCGCUUUUUGAAGCGUUUUUGAAAUAGUUUAUUUGUACUCCUGUGGUACACGUCCAAGUUGACUUAGUUUGAAUUGUUUAUGUCGACAAAAUUAUUUGGUUAUAAAACACUAUUUAACGUUUU
Messenger RNA from Symsagittifera roscoffensis, 2543 nucleotides. RefSeq names its product protein LMBR1L-like. The transcript is spliced from 11 exons. Bases 35 to 2200 code for a protein of 721 amino acids. Gene Ontology annotation, molecular function: transmembrane signaling receptor activity. NCBI's taxonomy places the organism in Eukaryota, Metazoa, Xenacoelomorpha, Acoela, Convolutidae. The record is from RefSeq and is a predicted model, not a curated record. Gene Ontology annotation, biological process: signal transduction. Gene Ontology annotation, cellular component: plasma membrane.